GCAUUGAGCUAAUUAUCGGUUGACGCCCAUCGCUAGUACAUAAAAAAGUUUGUGCUUCGUAUUUUCCCGUUUUUGCAAUAUUUUCGCUUAUUUUUGGUGACAAAACGAUAAUUACACCCAAGGCCAGCCAGUGCACGGUGCUCGGCGUGAAAAGUGCCACAAAGAAAGCAGCAAACGAAGAGUUAUAGCCAAAGAAACCAACAACAACGCACAUAUAGCUACCCGUGCGUCUGUGUAUGUGCGUUGUGUGUGUGUUUUUUUUUUGUUUAUUUGGCAAAGUUGGCCUACGUGAUUAAAAUAAGCGCAAGUGAACUAACAGUGAAAUGGUGGCUAAAACGAGCUGCGCGCCGUAAUUCGCGAUAUAAUAUUGAUAGCCACAAUCUCUCAAGAGCGCGUGUGUGUGCGGGGCGUAGGUGGAACGAGAAGAAAGGAGCACUCAAGGUUAAAAUCGGUUCGGUCGUCGCCUCUGGUUCUCCCCGCAAAAUGCUAUGAGCAGGGGUCGCGGAAAGGUCAGGGCGCGGGAUUCUGAGACGGAAUCAGCCAUGGACACACCCCGCUGUUCCAUCUGCGGCACCCAGCAGCAGCUGUUGCGCUGCGCCAAAUGCAAGGCCGUCUACUACUGUUCCCCCGCCCAUCAGCACCUGGACUGGCCCACCCACCGGGCGGAGUGUCGACUCCUGGCUCGCCAAAAGGCCGCCGCCGGCAAUAACAACAAAUCGCAGCAGCACCAACAGCAAAGACAGCAGCUGCAGCAACUACAGCAAGCGGUGGCAGCGGCUAACUUGGAUGGCAAUGGCGCUGGCGCCAACUGUUCCACCGCCCAGAUGAUGACGCCCGCCCAUCAGGCCCAGAGCUGGCCAGUCGAGGUGGACAAUCUGUUGAAUCUCCUCGGGCAGCCGGGACAAGCCCCAGCGGCUACAGCGGAAGCGGCCCAAAUGCCGCAACAUCAUCAGCAACAGCACCAACACCAUCACCAUCAUCACCAUCAGGGCGAAAAGAGCUCCAGCUAUCAAAUCGGAUUUGCGGACUCCAGCUUCAUGGGAUCAGGAAGCGAACGACGCUAUGAGGAUUUGUGUAGAAACAUUAUCAGCGAUAUGAACCAGUAUGGACUGUCUGUGGUGGACGACUUUCUGGGCAUGGAGACUGGUCUGAAAAUCCUCAAUGAGGUUCGGAGCAUGUACAACGCCGGUGCCUUCCAAGACGGUCAGCUGGUGCAGAAUCAGACGCCGGAUGUCCCCUCAUCGGCGGUGCGAGGCGACAAGAUUCGCGGGGACAAAAUCAAAUGGGUUGGAGGCAAUGAGCCGGGCUGCAGCAAUGUGUGGUAUCUGACCAAUCAGAUUGACUCUGUGGUGUAUCGGGUCAACACAAUGAAGGACAAUGGCAUUCUAGGCAACUAUCACAUUAGGGAACGCACGAGGGCUAUGGUUGCCUGCUACCCUGGAUCGGGUACACACUAUGUCAUGCAUGUGGACAAUCCCAAAAAGGAUGGGCGCGUCAUUACGGCCAUCUACUACCUGAACAUUAACUGGGAUGCUCGGGAAAGUGGAGGCAUACUCCGCAUUCGACCCACGCCUGGAACUACAGUGGCGGAUAUUGAACCGAAAUUCGACCGGCUGAUAUUCUUCUGGUCGGACAUCCGCAACCCGCACGAAGUUCAGCCCGCUCAUCGCACCCGCUAUGCCAUCACCGUCUGGUACUUUGAUGCGAAGGAGCGCGAGGAAGCCCUGAAUCGGGCGAAGCUGGAGAAUAGCAAGACGAACAAUGUGGCGGCUCAGGCGCAAGCCCAGCAGGCUGAGCCCGACUCCACCACCACCCCGCCCACAACAACCACAACAGCAGCAGCAGCAGCCACCACCCCUUCAUCCAGUCUGCCGGCCAGCAUGUCAACGGGCACGGGAGCCCUAAAUGCAAAUGUGUCGAGCAAUUCCUGCGCCGCCAGCAGUGAAAUAUGCACGUAACCCUUGCUGGCAGCGCAGCGGAAGGGCAACCAAAUAGUGUAAAUUACUUCCAACCAAACAAACACACAUGUAAAAAGCUAGUUAAAAAUAAUUUAUACCGCGGUCGGGGCCACAAACGGCCCGAGCCGAAAUCGCAAAGUGAAUCAAAGCUCCUUUAGUCGCUAAGCCUUCUAGUUGUAUUCUCUAAGUCGUAUCCUUAGUUAUUCUCGCAUUAACCCCUAGCUUACUGCCUUGUCAGCGUCCGAGUUGAUUGUUUAUUAAUUUUUAGUUUGUUGCAUCUUUGUCAGGACCCUUUGCCUAGCUCAUUCUUAGUUCUUUUGGCUGCCAAAGUAUUAUACCUAACGAGCAGUGAUCGAUCCUGCUUCCAUAAUCAUAGCAACAGUAGUCGCGACCCUCAUUGUAUUCUAUCUCAAAAUUAUUUAACAAGCCAGCGGCAGCUGGCACACCACUCAAUUUGUAGACUCUCAUGCAUCUAGUUAGAAACACACAUUUUGAUAUCGUUUACAUCUGAAAACAAGCGAAAAUAUAUACACAUGUCUAUCG
Drosophila serrata is the source of this 2501-nucleotide messenger RNA. It is a transcript of the gene Hph, whose product is annotated as HIF prolyl hydroxylase. The record is from RefSeq and is a predicted model, not a curated record. Gene Ontology annotation, molecular function: ferrous iron binding; peptidyl-proline dioxygenase activity; L-ascorbic acid binding. NCBI's taxonomy places the organism in Eukaryota, Metazoa, Arthropoda, Insecta, Diptera, Drosophilidae. Gene Ontology annotation, biological process: cellular response to hypoxia.